AUGAAGGACGAGAGUACCUGCGCCAGGAUAAUCCGACAGUUGGGGACUACAUAUCAAGGUGGAGAGAAUGAAGAUGUCAGCCCUGCCAAGGAGCUUUUGGACGCCUUAAAAAACAUACGGGUUGAGCCAAUAUACAGUGACCUGAUCAUUGUGUGUCGAGACGAUGAAUAUGCCGUGCACAAGUGCAUACUUUGCCCACGAUCGGAUUUCUUUGCCAAAGCCUGUGACAGUGGGUUCCAGGAGGCAUUCACAAAUAGGGUCGUACUACAAGAAGAGCCGCUCUUGGUUGAAGGGAUGAUCGAGUAUCUCUACCACCUGGACUAUGGGCACCGGAUGUUCAUUGAAGGACUGAAGUCCCUCUCAAAGGCCAAGGCCAAUCAAGAGCUGACCCGACAGAUAAACCUGGAGACAUUCACGCAUGCGAUUACUGAGAUCUACAACUCAACACCCGGGAGCGAUAGAGGGUUGCAGGACAUGGCAAUCAAACUGACCAUGGACAAUCUGAUACUGUUGGGAAGGAUGAGGCAGUGGUCCGAACAGGGAUCUCUACCGUUGAAACUCCCAGACGGUUUGAUGAAAACAAUUCCACAGUUUUCCUAUGACUUGGCUGUGGCGAUGAUGGACCAGAAGAUAGCCGACUGGGAAUGCCGUGGCUAUGGAAUGAACUGGGAAAAUCAUUGA
Messenger RNA from Penicillium roqueforti, 681 nucleotides. RefSeq names its product BTB/POZ domain-containing protein. Lineage: Eukaryota; Fungi; Ascomycota; Eurotiomycetes; Eurotiales; Aspergillaceae. Gene Ontology annotation, molecular function: protein binding. The record is from RefSeq and is a predicted model, not a curated record. The transcript has 4 exons. The coding region runs from base 1 to 681 and encodes 226 amino acids.